AUGGGAGAUGUUAAAUACUCGGAUAUCCUGUCCUUCCUGUUUGCCGUUCAUGAGGUCAAUCAGAAUCCCAGGCUCUUACCCAAUAUCAGCCUUGGAUGCAACAUCUAUGAGAACUAUUUUGAUGCUCGAAUUACUUAUGAUGCCAUGAUAGACAUGCUCUCUACUGGGCAGAAGAAUGUUCCAAACUACAUCUGUGGAAGGGAGAGUAAGCUGGCGGCUGUUAUCGAAGGCGUUGACUCUGAAGUCUCUACCCAGAUUUCAGACAUGUCAAAAAACUAUAAAAUUCCACAGCUUCACCUUUUCCUGGCAGAUGUCCAGCUCUACAAUACUUCCGUGGAUGGGGCAUAUUUGGAUGAGAAUGGGGCCCUGGCAGCUGACUUUGAUAUUGUGAAUGUAUUGGCUUUUCCCAAUAAAACCACCGUUCAAAUGAAGGUUGGCAAUAUAAAGAGACAAGCAUCCGGUCCAGAUGUAAAUCUCACCAUUGACCAGGAUGACAUUGCGUGGCCCAGGCAAUUUCACCAGGCUGUGCCUCGCUCGAGAUGUACCAAUAGCUGUCUCCCUGGAUAUGCCCAGGAGGUUCAAGAAGGCAAGCCCUUUUGUUGUUACAGCUGCUCUCCUUGCCCAGAAGGGACCAUCUCUGCUCAGGAAGAUGCAGACCACUGCACCAAAUGUCCAGAAGAUCAACACCCUAACAAGGACAGAGAUCAAUGCACCCCCAAAAUUAUCACCUUCCUGUCCUAUGAUGAAUAUCUGGGGACCCUCUUGGCUUCCACUGCCCUGUUUUUGUCCUUAAUCACAGGCCUUGUUUUAGGAAUAUUCAUUAAAUAUAUUGACACUCCCAUUGUCAAAGCCAACAACAGGGACCUUUCCUACAUCCUCCUUGUCUCCCUCCUCCUUUCCUUUUUGUCCUCCUUUCUGUUUAUAGGCCGGCCAAGGAAAGUGACCUGCCUUCUCAGGCAGACCGCCUUUGGCAUCAUCUUCUCAGUUGCUGUCUCUUCUUUGUUGGCAAAAACUAUUACCGUUGUGAUGGCCUUCCUGGCCACUAAGCCAGGAAACCGGGUGAGGAGAUGGCUAGGAAAGAGUCUGGCUAAUUCCAUUGUUAUUUCCUGUUCCGGUAUCCAAAUUCUCAUCUGUGUCAUCUGGCUGGGUACCUCUCCUCCAUACACAGCCUCUGACAUGCACUCCCAGGCUGGAGAGAUCAUCCUGCAAUGCAAUGAAGGAUCUGUUGUCAUGUUUUACACUGUCCUCGGCUACAUGGGCUUCCUGGCGGCCAUCUGCUUUACGGUGGCUUUCCUAGCUAGAAAGCUUCCAGGGUCCUUCAAUGAAGCCAAGCUGAUCACCUUCAGCAUGCUGGUAUUCUGCAGUGUUUGGGUGUCUUUUGUGCCCACCUAUCUGAGCACCAAGGGGAAGUACAUGGUGGCUGUGCAGAUCUUCUCUAUGUUGGCCUCCAGUGCUGGGCUUCUGGGCUGCAUCUUCCUUCUCAAGUGCUACAUUAUUGUGCUGAGGCCUGAUCUGAAUACAAAAGAGCAUCUCAUGAUGAAGACAAAUGAAGGUGUUUGA
Zootoca vivipara (common lizard) is the source of this 1560-nucleotide messenger RNA. Lineage: Eukaryota; Metazoa; Chordata; Lepidosauria; Squamata; Lacertidae. The record is from RefSeq and is a predicted model, not a curated record.